Molecule: messenger RNA, 991 nt
Organism: Spinacia oleracea (spinach)
Lineage: Eukaryota; Viridiplantae; Streptophyta; Magnoliopsida; Caryophyllales; Amaranthaceae
Exons: 3
Coding region: 67-972 (301 amino acids)
Source: RefSeq, a predicted model, not a curated record
CCUCGCCGUCUCGUGAAGAAAGACGAGUCGAAGGUUGCUGAGGGGGGAUGCCCUGAUGACGAAGAGAUGGGCGUGGACAAGCCGUCUCUGGUGGUGGACUUGGUGGAGGACCCUCUUUCGGGAAUCCCGGCCGACGUCCGCUCUCAGAUACCGGCGGAGGUGGCCCGCCGAGCUAGGUCUUCGGGCGCCAAAGACAAAGGGAAGGAUGCAGCUGCUGCCGAGGAUGAGAACGUACCUGCUACUCCACACUAUUCGUCAAAGGAUAGGGUGGCUAUAUGCCGCAAGGUUUUUAAGGCCGUCCCCGCUGAGUAUGUUGCUUCUCUUCCUGGCCGCAAGACUGACGCCCAGUUUGGUGCGAUCCAGGCCACUCUUCUCGACUUGUUCUGCCGCAUGGAAUUCUGCAAGAGCUGGAAGGCCCGCACUGCUGAGGAGCUCAAAGCUCAGGUGGCUGAGUCCACCCACCAUGGUGACUAUGCGUUCAAGUCCAUUGAAGAGGUCCGCCUGCAGAUGCAGACGACCAUAGACCUUCAAGCGAAGGAGGUGGCUGCGUUGAGAUCUGACAAGGCCGAGCUGCUUAAGAAGAUCUUGGCGCAGGACAAGGACAUGGUGGCAAUGGUCGAGGAAGCCAAGACAGCGGCGGCGGAAAUACGGGCGCUUCAGGACCAGUUGCGGGAGUACCCUCAGGUCAAAGAGGCGGCUGAGGAAGCCGAGCAUCUUCGUGGGGAGCUAGAGACGGCCAGAUCGCAAGUUCGCACCUUGCGUGAGCGUCUUCUGGAAUCCUAUGAUCAGGGGGAACAAGCGACCAAAGACGCUGUUAAGCACGCCUGGGAGAGCCACAUGUCAGAGUAUGAUCUUGGGUGGUUCCAGCGGCGAAUGGAGCACAGUGCCGCUGUGUUGGCUGCUGAACGUCUUGGUCAGCCGCCCCCUGAGUUUGUAUCAUCUGAUGACGAGGACGAUGCGGCCGCCCCCUGAUUUGCUUCCUUUCCUAUUU